Messenger RNA from Ochotona princeps (American pika), 2005 nucleotides. It is a transcript of the gene DOK3, whose product is annotated as docking protein 3. Lineage: Eukaryota; Metazoa; Chordata; Mammalia; Lagomorpha; Ochotonidae. The record is from RefSeq and is a predicted model, not a curated record. Gene Ontology annotation, biological process: cell surface receptor protein tyrosine kinase signaling pathway; positive regulation of MAPK cascade. Gene Ontology annotation, cellular component: cytoplasm. Bases 341 to 1663 code for a protein of 440 amino acids. The transcript is spliced from 5 exons.
AGCUGGGGGAGGGGUCAGAGCUCGUGACUCAGGGGCACCAGCCUGCGGUCAGUCGUUCAUCCCCAGCUGACCCAGACACAACCCAGGGGUCACCGGCCCUUGGACAAUCAAAGGCUUCUGCCAGGCAAACAGGGGUCCCUUGGGCCAGCCGGAGCUCCCUAGGGAGCCGUGCGUGCACCAGCCCCUAGCUGAAGGCUAGACUCCCCUCCCCCUGGUCUGCAGCUGCUCCUCCUGACAGAGGGAGGGGAAGUGGCCAGAAGGGGAAGUGUGAAUAGUUCCUGUCCAGUCUGCUGCCUGUCACCAGUCUCCUCGGGACGCAGGCCGUGGCUGCACCGUGGCCAUGGAUCCCCUGGAGACCCCUGUCAAGGACGGCCUCCUCUACCUGCAGCACAUCAAGUUCGGCAAGAAGUACUGGCGAAAGGUGUGGGCCCUGCUGUACGCAGGAAGUUCAUCAGGUGUGGCCCGACUGGAAAACUGGGAGGUCCGUGAUGGUGGCCAGGGCCUAGCAGGUGACAGAUCCACGGUGCCCAGUGGCCGGCGAGGAGAGCGGCGGGUCAUCCGCCUGGCCGACUGCGUGUCUGUGCUGCCAGCCGAUGGUGAGAGCUGCCCCCGGGACACGGAAGCCUUCCUGCUCACCACCACUGAACGGAGCCACCUGCUAGCCGCGCAGCAUCGCCAGGCAUGGAUAGCACCCAUCUGCCAGCUGGCCUUCCCGGGCACAGCCGAGAACACCUUGGGAUUGGGAUCCAGGGAGCCCCAGUCUCCUAUAGGAGGGAGCGUCCCCAUGGAGGAAAACGCCAUCUACUCCUCCUGGCAGGAAGUGGACGAGUUCCCAGUGUUGGUGCAGAGAAGCGAGGCUGCUGUCCGCUGCCAGCUGCAAGGCUCCUACCUCCUGGUGCUGGGCCAAGACGUCAUCCAGCUCAAAGGGGCUUCCAGUCCUCAGGUGCUCUACAGCUGGCCUUACCGCUUCCUGCGCAAAUUUGGCUCCGACAAGGGUAUAUUCUCCUUCGAGGCUGGCCGCCGCUGCAACUCCGGGGAGGGCCUCUUUGCCUUCAGCAGCCCGCGUGCCCCUGACCUGUGUAAGGCUGUGGCCGCCGCCAUUGCCCGCCAGCGGGAGCGGCUGCCAGAGCUGGCCAGGCCCCAGCCUUGCCCCCUGCCCAGGGCUACCUCCCUGCCCGCGUUGGAUGCCCCUGGAGAGCUUCGGGAGGUGCUGCCAGGACCCAAGCUUCCCUCCUCCAGGAGUGCUCACAUGGCUGACCCUGGGCCCCAGAGCCUGCCACUGCUACUAGACCCGGAGCCCGAGGACCCGGCCUCUCUGCUGUAUGCCUCAGUGUGCAAGCAACCCAGUGGGCUCCAGGGUGCCGUGGAACACCUCUACGAGAACGUCUGUGCACUAGAAGCUGGCCCUGGGCUGCUGGAUGAGGUCCCCAGCAUCGGUAGCCCCUCAGCCAGCUCCAUCUACCAUAACAGCGAAGACCUAAGCUGGCCCGGCCCCACCCAGGACGUCAGCCUGGAGGCCCAGUACCGCCGACUGCUGGAGCUGGAACUAGAUGAGGCGGAGGGUCCUGGCCGCCCUGGCACCCAGGCAGGCUUCAAAGCCAAGCUGGUGACACUGCUGAGUCGGGAGCGAAGGAAGGGCCCCGCGUCCUGUGAGCGGCCCUGAGUGGCCAUGGGAGGAGAGAGGAUCUGUGGACACAUGCCUGUAUCCACUCUGGCCUGCCUCAGGAAUGAGGCGGAGGCAGCUGGAGAGAGAGCCCUGCCCCUGCCCUUCCUGUCCCACCACUCCCCAGUGUACACUGAAUAGCCUGGCUGGCAAUAAAGUGAGUUCUCCUGGCUUCCGCCACAUGGCCUGUGGUCUAGCCACCUUACUUCCACUCCCAGUUGAGCAUUCCUGGAUCCCAGAAUGCCUGUGCCCUACCCAGACUCUGGGAAUGAGAUGAGCUGGGCCUGACCUCAGCCACCAGUAGCUCAGACCCACCUGGGCACCAGAAAGGGGAGCCAUAAU